GAGUAAUGAUUAAUAGAGACGGUUGGGGGCAUUCGUAUUCCAUUGUCAGAGGUGAAAUUCUUGGAUUKAUGGAUGACGAACUUCUGCGAAAGCAUUUGCCAAGGACGUUUUCAUUAAUCAAGAACGAAAGUUGGGGGAUCGAAGACGAUCAGAUACCGUCCUAGUCUCAACCAUAAACGAUGCCGACUAGGGAUUGGCGGAUGUCUAUUGGAUGACUCUGCCAGCACCUUGUGAGAAAUCAAAGUUUACGGGUUCCGGGGGGAGUAUGGUCGCAAGGCUGAAACUUAAAGGAAUUGACGGAAGGGCACCACCAGGUGCUGGGGGUCUUCGAAUGGGAUGGACUUAAUCCGCUCCCACCUGAGAUGUGGUUGCUGCCCUAUGUCUUGCCCGUCCAUCCAGGAAGAAUGUGGAACCAUUGUCGAAUGGUUUACCUGCCGAUGUGCUAUAUCUAUGGAAAGCGAUUCGUGACCAAGCAGACUAAUCUGAUCUUGGAGUUGCGUGAAGAACUCUUUAAUGUGCCCUACUCAGAAAUAAACUGGAAUAAGGCGCGCUCGGAAGUUGCCAAGGAAGACCUUUACUACCCUCAUCCUUUCGUGCAAGAUCUUGUAUGGUGGACACUCUAUCGAUUUGCAGAGCCGAUUCUGAAUCUAUGGCCCGGGAAAAUGUUACGAGAAGUGGCAUUGAAUGAAGUGAUGGAGCAUGUGCACUAUGAGGACGUGAACACACGCUACAUUUGUGUAGGUCCUGUGAAUAAGGUGUUGAACAUGCUCUGUUGUUACAUUGAAGACCCUAGUUCUUUGUCUUUCAAGUUACAUCUUCCAAGACUGCAUGACUAUCUUUGGUUAGCAGAAGAUGGUAUGAAGAUGAAGGGGUACAAUGGGUCGCAGCUGUGGGACACAGCCUUUGCUGUGCAGGCGCUUGUUGCGACAAAUAUGGUAGAUGAGACGGCGAAAUCUCUGAAGAAGGCACACUAUUACCUUGAUAGGUCACAGGUACUUGUGGAGUGCCCCGGUGACCUAAAAAAACACUACCGACACAUCUCAAAAGGUGCUUGGCCGUUUUCCACCGCUGACCAUGGAUGGCCAAUUUCUGAUUGUACUUCAGAGGGCCUAAAGGCAUCUCUGCUUCUGGGUGCACUCCCUUCAGAGCUUGUGGGUGAGAAGCUGCCUGAGGAAAGGCUUUUUGACUGCGUAAACGUAAUUCUCUCCUACCAGAACGCCGAUGGAGGGAUGGCGACGUACGAGAACACGCGAUCAUAUGCGUGGCUAGAGUGGCUGAAUCCUGCUGAGACAUUUGGGGACAUAAUGAUCGACUACACGUUUGUGGAGUGCACCUCUGCUUGUCUGCAAGCCCUGGUGUCGUUUUCGAAGGCCUACCCUCUCCACAGAUCAGAUGAAAUCAGAACUGCCAUAAAAAAGGCUCAGCGGUGCAUUCUGAAGCUUCAACGGAAAGAUGGAUCUUGGUACGGGAGCUGGGGUGUCUGUUUUCUGUAUGGAACAUGGUUUGGAGCAUUCGGGCUUCUGGCGUCAGGACUGACGUACAAGAGCUCACCAGAUAUCCGGCGUGCAGUGAGCUUCAUCUUAGAUAAGCAAUUGCCGAACGGUGGGUGGGGAGAGAGUUAUCUCUCAUGUGAAAAGAAGGUCUACACUAAUCUGCCUGGAGAUAGGGCUCACAAUGUCAGCACUUCUUGGGCGCUCAUGGUUCUCAUUGCCUCAGGCCAGGCUGAGCGCGAUCCUAAACCCCUCCAUGCUGCAGCCCGGAUUCUGAUCAAUUCGCAGAUGGAUAAUGGUGACUUUCCUCAACAGGAGAUCAUGGGAGUUUUUAAUGCCAACUGCAUGAUAUCGUACUCCAACUACCGCAACAUUUUCCCGAUCUGGGCACUCAGCAUGUACCAUACUCAUGUCUUGAAGAAGAGAGGAUGAGUGUGCACAGAAAUUGGGCUGGUCAUGCUUCACGACUCGCGGAAGGAUGAUCUAUCCAUUGGGUACAAGCAAGAUUCACAGUCUAGGGUUUAGGGUUUAGGGUUCGCAUUUAACCCCUAUUUGAACCUGUGGUUAACUUGCGAAAGAGGGUUAUAAACUUGUAAAGGGCUACAGCGCUGCGCGUAAGGCCAGGUGAAAUCCAUCAAGGUAUCUGAUAAGGUGAUUCUUGGGCUCCUCUAGGACAAGAGAGCAAGCUGCACACUUUAGGGUUAAGGUUUGGGCCCUUUUGAGGCUUUCGAUACCCCCCGAGGUGGGGUAUCGUAGCCCAUUUUAAUGCCAGCUGAAAACCUUGAACGUAUCCGAUGAUAUGAUUGCUGGGCUUCUCUGGGACGAGAGCAAGGUGCAUAUUUUGGGGUUUGGGCCCUUUCGAGGCUUUCGAUACCCUUUUAAGUGGGGUGUAAUUUGCAUUUUAAGGGGUCAGUGUUUGGGUCAUUUGACGUCUCCGAUACCCCCCCCUAGGUGGGACGUCAGGGUGUUAUGGAUUUGCCCAGGACUAGGACCCUGGACCUCCUUCCGGGUAUCACACUUUUACUCUCCUGACCCUUUUUUUUUUUUUUUUUUUUUGUUGUUGUGUGUCCUUGGUGCCAGGCCGCCGGCCCAUUUACAUGUCCGUCUCUUGGACAUUUUCCCUUGCUGCCCGUCUGGUACUCACUUAUUCCGGACAUACCCCUGGGACCAACCCAAGCUCGGACCUGCUCUCAGGUAUAUGUACCGGUGCUGCACAUCU
Molecule: messenger RNA, 2709 nt
Organism: Chara braunii
Lineage: Eukaryota; Viridiplantae; Streptophyta; Charophyceae; Charales; Characeae
Source: the annotation of a GenBank genome assembly